Molecule: messenger RNA, 1945 nt
Organism: Dryobates pubescens (Downy woodpecker)
Lineage: Eukaryota; Metazoa; Chordata; Aves; Piciformes; Picidae
Exons: 3
Coding region: 152-1945 (597 amino acids)
Source: RefSeq, a predicted model, not a curated record
UUUUUUUACAUUUCAACUCCAAGAGGCUCAGCGGAGCGGCUCCGGGACCGUGUGUGUGUGAGGCGGCGAGGCCAUGCGGUGAGUCUUGUGAAGAAAGCAACCUGAAGACAAUGCAUCUGUGACCCCUCACACCAGCUCGCGCGCCGGGGCGAUGGAAGUUCUAGAGGGCCGCCAGCAUACUGGUCCCGUGAUAGCUCCAAAUGGAUAUGCCAACAGGAUUUUCCAAGCAAAUGUGGAGGAAGGGAGUACUGAUGUGUUGGAGGGCUGUGGUGCUGAGCACUGCACCUCCAGUGACACGAUCCCCAGUGAACGGGAGGAAGCACCCAGGUAUAAGAAGAUGACCAGGGGCAGCCGGAUCUGGAACUUUGUUAGACGAAGGAAAGGGCUCUCGGCCAAUAAAGAAAGACCCCAGUCCAUGAUCCUACUGGGAGUUACCUCAGAGGUCACAGAAUUAAAAAAGCCAUCCUUCAUGGACAGGGUAAGGCCAUCAAAAAAGGGAAGAACCUCCAGGGUGGCUAAGAACACGGAUUUGAGAGCAUCCACGGUCCAGGUUGCCUGUGACCCUGAGGAGGACCAUCAUGGCAGUGGGCAAAGAGCUAUCUACAGGGUUAAGAAACCAGGUGAUGGCCGGAGGCCCUCCCGCCACUCGUAUGCGGGGUACAUUGAAGAUUUGGAUUCUUCUUUUGAAGACAUAGAGCUGAACAUCAGCAUUCCUGAAAUUGAUGUCAGCGAAAGCAAAUGUCUCAGGGAUAUUAAUGUCAGGUUACACAGCGAGGAUAAUGAUAGCAACUGCCAUAAAAUACCAGCCAGAAAGAGCGAGUCUUUGAAUUUUGAGAACUUUAAGAGCCCUUCAAUUACAGAAGGGGACAAUCAAAAGAGGUGUGCUGUGCUCCCACAGGAGAGCAGAAGAGGCAGAAGCUCUGAUGUCUGGAGCUAUCUGAAAGGAAUUUCAUUAACUGGCAAAGAUAAUUCAAAGCUUCCAGAUCAAAGGGCUGAAGCCAAUUUCCAGAACUUAGAAAAUAUAACUGAUCCUUCUGCUUCUUAUUUCGACUUUGAUACGAGAUGUGAGGAGAAUCUCAGCCAGCGGAAAAAAUCAAACAGUGCAACCAAAGCCACCCACUUUGGGGGUGUUGUGAAAUUCUUCACCAGUGUGGCUGAGGCAGCUCGGAGGCUGCGAGGCUCCACAAGGGCUUUUUCACCUGAUGAGAAAAGGCCUCAGCGGAGCUUCCGAGGCUGGAAGCAGGAUGUGACCUCCCACAAAGAGGGCUUGGUGAUCGAGAACGAGAGCGCAGGGGCGUUCUGCACGGUGGGAGCUUGUCUGCAGUCCCCAGAUUCAGGCACGUGGGACAAUCUGAGCUUUGAGAGUUUGGUGGGGAAGGAGCCUAUGCAGCAUUGCAAAGCCACAGAGGCGUCACACAAUGUUGGUUCCUCUGCCCUGGGCAGCGAGAAUGGUAAAUGUAAUCAAAGAUCACUUGCACCCUUUGGGCCAGAACCGUCCAUCUCCUGCUUGCCGGAGCAUGCAGGUGGCUCUUUCACAGAGCUAAACACUAAAGACCUCCCUGAGGAUUUGAUUGACUUUCCACAGAUGGCUUUGGCCAAACAGGCUGAGGAUUCAGAUAGCACUCCUAAGAAGACACAGGUCAUGAGCAGGGAUGUGCCCUCUUCUCAAGGUCUUCCUGUGAGUAAUCUGGAUACUGCAGACCUAGACCAUUCUUCAGCUGCUGAUGGUGACUUCCCUGCAGUGACUGAGGCUCUGAUCCACCUUCCACAACCAUCACUAACUAAACUUGAUACUGAUUAUGUGGCUUGUGCACCAGUGGUUGCUAAAAAAAUGGGUCCAUCUCCAGCUCAGGAGCUUUCAAAGACAGAACUGGAUACGCAGGACUUGAGAAAUCCUGAGCUGCCUUUGCAAGACUUGUCUAGAGAUGCCUCUAACGGAAGCUAA